This is a messenger RNA of Sciurus carolinensis (gray squirrel), 2003 nucleotides long. RefSeq names its product cell growth regulator with ring finger domain 1 (gene Cgrrf1). Gene Ontology annotation, biological process: negative regulation of cell growth. The coding region runs from base 117 to 1115 and encodes 332 amino acids. The transcript has 6 exons. The record is from RefSeq and is a predicted model, not a curated record. Lineage: Eukaryota; Metazoa; Chordata; Mammalia; Rodentia; Sciuridae.
UUAUAAAGUUUGUCCGCUCUGGGGCACCGUAGUGGCUUUUACCCCUGGCCGAGCUGGCUCGGUUUGGCCUGGGCUGGGCUGGGCGGCUGGAGCCGGGCUCAGCCCAGGGGACCCUGAUGGCUGCGGUGUUUCUGGUAACGCUUUAUGAAUACUCGCCGCUUUUCUAUAUCGCGGUGGUCUUUACCUGCUUCAUCGUGACCACCGGCCUGGUAUUAGGAUGGUUUGGUUGGGAUGUUCCAGUAAUUCUGAGAAAUUCAGAAGAGACCCAGUUCAACACAAGAGUUUUCAAAAAGCAAAUGAGACAAGUCAAGAAUCCUUUUGGCUUAGAGAUCACUAAUCCAUCUACAGCUUCAAUUACAACUGGUAUAACCUUAAAAACAGACUGCCUUGAAGAUAGUCGCCUUACAUGCUACUGGGGGUGCAGUGUUCAAAAAUUAUAUGAAGCUCUGCAGAAGCACGUUUAUUGCUUCAGAAUAAGCACUCCCCAAGCAUUAGAAGAUGCUCUCUAUAGCGAAUAUCUCUACCAAGAACAGUAUUUUAUAAAAAAGGACAGCAAAGAAGAAAUAUAUUGCCAGUUACCAAGAGAUAAUAAAAUUGAAGACUUUGGUACAGUGCCCAGAUCUCGUUAUCCAUUGGUAGCGCUGUUGACCUUAGCUCAUGAGGAUGACCGAGAAAUUUAUGAUAUUAUUUCCAUGGUAUCAGUAAUUCAUAUUCCUGAUAAGACUUAUAAACUUUCCUGCAGAAUAUUGUAUCAAUAUUUACUUCUGGCCCAAGGUCAAUUUCAUGAUCUGAAGCAACUUUUCAUGUCUGCAAAUAAUAAUUCAACUCCCUCCAGCAAUCCCUCUGCGGAAGAAAAAAACACAGACCAAAGUUUGUUGGAAAAGGCUGGACUGUCUGAAAGUGAAGUGGAGCUGUCUGAAGAGAACAGCAAGGACUGUGUGGUUUGCCAGAACGGAAGUGUGAACUGGGUGCUCUUGCCAUGCAGGCACACCUGCCUGUGCGACGGCUGUGUCAAGUAUUUUCAGCAGUGCCCAAUGUGUAGGCAGUUUGUGCAGGAAUCUUUUGCACUUUGCAGUCAGAAAGAGCAAGAUAAAGACAAACUGAAAACUCUUUGAAGAUGUUGUUACAACUACUAAAGUACACCUUCUACCUAAGAUGCAGAAAUUUGUGUUCUUAGAAUUCAUCGUAACAUGGAAUCUACAGUAUUGACCAUCAAAGAAAAUUCUAUUUUAACUUCUUAUUUGUACAGUACAUGGAUGAUGAAAAUUAAUUAUUCCUUCCUGCUUAGUGGUGAACAUUGGAAUAUGAUCUAUGUUAACACAUAAAAAUUCAUUUAACUCUUGAGAAGAAUGUAAACAUUUGGCCUUUUAUCUACUAGAAGAUUUCAUAUAAUGUUGAUUAGAAAAAUCAUUCUGAAAAGCAACCUAUCCAAAAUUUGAGGUGGUAAAAGUCUCAGGAUUGCUAUUUUCUCUUUGAUGUAAUCUGGAGUGAAAUUAGGAAAAAUUAGGAAUUAGAAAGGGCUUUGCACUUUAAAUCCUUCCUUGAUAUAUGCUUUUAUAAAUGCCAUCUAUUUGGUUUCUAAUUUCUCUUAUCAUCAUAGUUACCAAACACAAGUCUUUUUAAAAUAUAGGAUUCUUAAACCAUAAAUGCAAAAUAUAGUUAUUGAUGCAAAAUAUAACUAUAUUGCAAAAUAUAGUUAUUGUUCUCAGUGUAUCACAAAUUAAAAUGAUACUCAUCUAAAGGAGGAAGAUAUAUAAAACCUGGGUAAUAGAGUUUUUGAGAUAAUUAAAUUUAUUAGCUUAUUUGUCAAAUGUGAUUAGACUAAUAGAAUAUGCUCUACCAGGGAAGCUUUGUGGACUCUCAAUGCCUUAACUUAGAUUUCCUCCGGCAUGGCAAAUCUGUCCAAAACUGGAAGAAUUUUGGAGCUAGAAAAAGCAGUAAAAGAACAAAUAACUGUAUUUUUUCUAGUGUAUUUUUAUUCCAAAUAAACCUAGUAUCCCUCU